Molecule: messenger RNA, 1938 nt
Organism: Soboliphyme baturini
Lineage: Eukaryota; Metazoa; Nematoda; Enoplea; Dioctophymatida; Soboliphymatidae
Source: the annotation of a GenBank genome assembly
AUGGAAAAGAGUUCAGAUAUGAAAUGGACACAGGGCAGUUGGAACGUGUUACUCACGUUUCUCGACUUUUUGUGCCCUUGUUCGUCGAAACUGGAGAUCUCGUUUAUGUUGUACGAUGCGAAAGAAGGAAAUUUUAUUUCGGAGUGUUUUACGAUUAUUUUACCUUACUUCACGAAGCACGUAGACGGGGACACAACGCGAAACAGUGCCAUUGGAAACCAGGAUCAGCGAAUCUUGUUUACGGAUUUGGGCACUAAGGAUCUGGAGCGCGAACAUCUAUUCCUACUAUGCAGGGUCGUAAAAGUUGGACCUCUGGAACCGAAGGAAACACUGGGCGGCCGAAGAGGGGCGAGCUCUACUGCUGUCAGGCAGAUGUAUGGAAUUGGGCUUUUGAACCUGUCUGAAUUUCUCAAAACGAAGCAGUUCCUCUUUCCCCGAACGGGCCCGUUUUAUUCGUCAAAAAAUAUAGGUUUACCUGAAGACUCAGAAGAGAAACAAACCUUCGUCACUCUCUAUUCAUUACAGGAUGAGUCCGUCGACCAACUGGUGAAGAAGCUGACGGAAUCGAACUACACCGAAAGUGACGGUGAUUUGAGAAGUCAGGGAUUGUAUCUUUCGGUUCAGUUUCUUUGUGGAAAUUUUGACGAAGUGAAAAACACCUACGCACAUCUUUUCACACCGAUGCCGGCGUUGAUCCGAAAAAUGGGUUUUCCCGAAGUGAUUUUCAGAGAUGACGUUCGGAACGACUUGUAUGUGACUCUGGUUGGAGGUGAUUUUUCUCACUGCGGACGAUCAGACAAGAACAUCGAGGUGCGAGUAUGUCUGAUCAGUGAAAACGCAAACUUGGACGUCCCUCACAGUAUCAGCGUAGUUGGAUCGAAAACGUUCAAGGAAGACUACUACCUAAGCACCGUCUAUUAUCAUCAGGACAAGCCGCGAUGGUUUGAAACGGUUAAGUUUUCGAUUCCGGUUGAGCAGUACAGCAACAUCCACGUCCAAUUCAUGUUCAAGCAUCGCUCUUCGAACGAAUCAAAGGACAAAGCAGAAAAACCAUUUGCCAUAUCAUUCAUUCGACUGCGUCAGUCAGAGGGAACUGUUCUGCGCGACGGUCAACACGAUAUGCUUGUCUAUCGACUGGAAAGAAAAUACGACGAAUUAGAUUUUUCCUAUCGGACUCUUCCGGCCACAAAGUCUGACCUUGAUAUGUCAGGUUGGUCAGGCAUGGCCAGCAAAUCUUUGAUCCAGAGUCCUACCGGCGGUUUUGUGCUAAGCAGCAAGGACUAUUUCACAAUACGUUCUAUUGUCUGCUCUACGAGCCUCACACAAAAUGUCGAUUUGCUGGGUUUACUUGACUGGGAGUCGAAACGAGUUAACUUAAAGCACAGCCUCGAAGCACUGAUGAAAGCUGAGGGCGAUCGAGGAGGAGAAGAGAUUGUGAAGUUCCUGCAACAUAUUCUGGAUGCUCUCUUUAGCGUCCUGAUUAACACAAACGACUAUGACCAACUUGUGUUCGAUGCACUGGUUUAUGUUAUCGGAUUGGUUGGUGAGCGGCGGUACCACAACUUUAAACCGGUGAUGGAUACGUAUUUACACUCACACUUCAGCGCUGCUCUGGCUUACCAGAAGCUUAUACCAAUAUUGAAGGACUAUGUGGAUAAUGUAGAGCAAUCAAGCGGAAAGCUGUUGAAGGCGCUGAAGUCGUUAGAAUAUCUGAUAAAGUUUAUCGUCAAGUCACGCGAACUCUAUAUGCAACUAAAAGGACCAACGGCGGGUCAGGAGCGCUUUCAGUCCUUAUUGCGCGCCCUUCUGGUGUCCAUCUCGUCGCUGAUGUUGUGCAGGAGCGAUCAGAGCCUACUGUGUCAGGGAGCCGCUCUGAAGUACAUGCCGUGUAUCGUCGGUGACGUAAUGAUUGUUUUUGAUGCGGAGGAUUUGUCGUAA